Molecule: messenger RNA, 729 nt
Organism: Stegastes partitus (bicolor damselfish)
Lineage: Eukaryota; Metazoa; Chordata; Actinopteri; Pomacentridae
Product: augurin-A-like
Exons: 3
Coding region: 101-469 (122 amino acids)
Biological process (GO): central nervous system development; regulation of cell population proliferation; anaphase-promoting complex-dependent catabolic process
Source: RefSeq, a predicted model, not a curated record
UGCUCACCUGCGAGCCUCCCCUCAGGUGAGGACAUUCCUGGACCAGCAGCAGCAGGUUCAGCAGCAGGAAUGUUGGACACACAGUCAGAGAGAAGAAGCCAUGAAGCUGGAAGCAGCCGCUGCUCUGCUGCUGCUGCUGCUGUGCUGCGACGCUGCAGAUGGCGGACCGAUGGGGCCUCUGGCGCCGGCGGUGGAACCCGAUCGGGCCAACGAGUUCCUGAGGAGACUACGGAGGCCCAGGAGGAACAUCUGGGACCGCAGCAGGCCAGAUGUUCAGCAGUGGAUCCAGCAGUUCAUGAGUAUGGGCUACGACGAGGCGAGGCUGGAGGCGGACCUCUCCUACUGGAAGGACCAAUGGCGUUCCUCCGAUCAGGGGCGCCAGCAUCACUAUGAUGAGAAUGCCGCCGUGGCGCCGCGAGACUCCGCCUCCUACAGACAUGGAGCCAACGUCAACUACGACUAUUAUUGAUUAUUGAUCAGUCACACAGUCAGACUGAUGCUCUGGUUUUAUCACAGCAGGACAAUAAAUAAAGACAAUAAAUGAUCAAUUGAUUGAUUGAUUGGUGUUUGGGCUGAGGGGUUGGGGCACAGUCCCGAGGGGGCGGGGCAUAUGGCUGAGGGGGGCGGGGCACACGCCUUGUGUCUCUGAGGUCAGGUAGAGCUCCUGGUUGUAUCUCAGUCCGGCUCAAUCAGUUGAUGAAAUGUAAUAAAGAACGUUUGCUAAUCUGA